ACACCAAGUCUAGUCCGUACUGAUUCUACACGACGCACCAUCGUUUUUAAACGUCCGCGAAGCUAACAAAACUCGUUGAAAAUGCAUACAUCAAAAUGGUAGAAUCAUUGCAAAUGUUUUUAUUUCUUUUCAAAUCAAAAUACAGACGAAAAUAUUCGUGGUUCUCGCCGUUCUUGUGUUCAGUGCUCAUAGUGUUAUUGUUUUGUCAUGGUGUACUAUCGAAGUGUAGUGAUCACAACUGUUUUAACGGUGUAUGUAACAAUGAUACCUGCGUGUGCUACGAGGGCUGGCAGGGCUCCCAGUGCCAACACUGCGGCGGGAAGAUUAAAUUGACGGAGACGUCUGGUGUUAUAACCGAUGGUCCCGGUAAUUAUAGCGUUAGUACACAAUGCUCGUGGUUGAUCACACCGCCACGCGUGGGGCCCACGUUGCCCACUGUGCGGGUGACACUGGAGAGUUUUGCCACGGAGUGCGGAUGGGAUCAUUUGUAUGUAUACGAUGGUGAUAGUGUCCGAGCUGAGAAACUAUUGGCUGUGUUUAGUGGGGUUUUAGAUAAGAACGAGUCUAACUGGACUCGCCAGGUUAUAGCGCGGUCAGGUAGUGUUCUUUUGCAUUUCUUCUCUGACGAUGCUUACGCCAUGGAAGGUUUUAAUGUCACCUACGAUGCCUACUCCUGCCCAUCCAACGACCACAGGACCAACUGUUCCGAUCACGGCGAGUGCGAGGAAGGUUCCUGUCGGUGUGACGAUGACUGGCUCGGGGUAGCCUGUGACCAGCCUUUGUGUCCCAACGACUGUAACGCUAUGUACGGAGCUGGGUCGUGUACGUCGUCCGGUUGCGUGUGCACGCCGUCCAAGACUGGAGCGGAUUGCAGCCGGGACGCGUUUAUAUCCGGCUGGGGGUGGGCGUGGCGGGAGGAGGGGGAGGGGGGUGAACGACCACGGAACAUGCCGCCGCCGACAGCUGGGCACGUGCUUGUCAACUAUGGUGACGAUAUAAUAAUGGUGGGAGGGGAAAUGUUCCAAGACGCAGCGUUUAUGUACAGAUAUAAACCGAGCCUUAAGGAGUGGAAGGUAGUUGAGGCCCGGGGCAAGGCGCCACAGAUGCGGUUCGCCCACACGGCCAUAGUCUACGGCGAGGAGAUCAUAGUGUAUGGCGGGGUGGUGGUCACCGACGAGCUGGAGAGGAGCGGAGGUCUCGCGGGGGUGGAGGGGCGGGCGGCGUUCGUCAGCAACGAGAUCUGGACGGGUCGGCUGUCGGGGGGCUUCGUCCACUGGACCAACGACACGCCGCGGACGUGCUCUCCUCACCACCCCGCGCCGUUCGACCACUGCGGCGGGCUCCACCUGUCGGGCCACUCGUCAGUCCUGGUCCAAAUCGGCCCAACCUCCAAGCCCGUGAUGUUGGUGUUCUUCGGCCACUCCCCCCACUACGGCUACCUGCAUCUCGUACAGGAGUACUAUAUAGAGGAGAAGGCGUGGGGCGUCGCCCGGACCCGCGGCUGGCCGGCCAGGGGAGGGUUCGCUCACACCGCUGUAUGGGACGCGCUCAGCGGCAGGGUGUACGUACACGCUGGACUCGUCUCCGAGUCGGAGGCGACACAGGCGCCGUCCGCCGCGCUGUACGAGUAUGAAGUUGAAGCACGGAUAUGGCGCCCGCUGCCCUCCGCCCCCACGCCCAGAUAUCUACACACCGCCAUAUUUAUAUCGCCAGGGGUCAUGUUGGUGUUCGGGGGGAACGCCCACAACGACAGUGCUGCCGCGGCGCUCACGGCCUCGGGCGCGUCCCAGUGCUACGCGGCCAACGCGCUGCUGUACUACGCCAGGUGUCGCCAGUGGAUGUCUGCGGGCGGCCUGCUGGGCUCGCCUCGCGCCGGACACGCGGCCGCUCUGCUUCCGGCCAAGAGACCCACCGUCAUCAUACAUGGCGGCUUCGACGGCCGCCUUCGCUCGGACGCGCUUGUCUUCGAGUCCGGAAUGCGCUGUUCGUGGUACAAGGACGAAACGUCCUGCAUGAACAGCGCCAGGCACGGCGUCUCGUGUGUGUGGCGCCUUAGAGAUAUGCUGUGCGUCGGGAUAAAGGAAGUAGGAUGGAAGGAUUCUUUCACGGAUGCUGUGAAAGCCUGCAUCGACGAGCCAGUAGUCGAUGAGUCUCGCUGUGCCGUGUCUUCGUGUGAGGCUUGUACAGCGCUUGGUUGUGCUUGGUGCGGCUCGUGUCUCCCGUCCGCGUAUCACUGUCGACGAUCCCGGACGGCACACGGACCGGUGACCCUGUCCGUGUCGGAGUGUCCUCCGAGCGGCGCGUCGUGUUCGCGCUACCACUCGUGCGCCGCAUGUCACGCGCAUCUACACAGACACCCUCAUGGCUCGGAAGACUUAAACCAACGGGCGUGUUACUGGGACUAUGACACGGUGAAGUGCCGGCCUGCCAAUGCGACCACGGAUAUAAGGGGCUCGCCGAGUGUGUCAGGGUCGUGCAGCGCCGCGUGCUCGUCCUAUACCACAUGCGGGAACUGCACCGCUGAAGAGUGCAUCUGGUGCGCCUCCGCCGGGAGGUGCGUGGAUAAGAACGCUUACGGAGCUUCGUUUCCGCUGGGCGGGUGUCGCGCGUGGUCCACCAGCGGCUGUGGAGGUGUGGGGGUGACGGGGGGUGUCCCGGGGGGCGGGUGCUCGUCGCACGUGUCGUGUCGCUCGUGUCUGUCGGAGCCCGCGUGCGGCUGGUGUGAUGACGGGGCGGGCGGCGGGCGAGGAGCCUGUCUGCCGGGAGGUGACCGUCACCCCCACCAUCCCCACAUCUGUCCCAGGAGACGAUGGCACUUCACGUCGUGUCCGUCGUGUCAGUGUAACGGCCACUCGGUGUGCGACGCGGCGUCCCGUUGUGUCCAGCCGUGCGGGUCCCGGGCCGUGGGCCCGCACUGUGACACUUGCGCCCCCGCGCACUGGGGUACCCCGCUCAACGGAGGGGUCUGCACGCCGUGUGAGUGUAACGCCCAGGCCGUGUCGUGCGCGGCGGACACGGGCCGCUGUUUCUGCAGCACCAAGGGCCUGGCGGGCGACAGGUGCGACAAGUGUGACAACACCAACCACUACCACGCCGACGUCUACAACAAGGGCUGCUACUACGACCUAGCCGUCGACUAUCAGUUCACCUUCAACCUGUCCAAGAAGGAGGAUCGUCAUUUGUCCGCCAUUAACUUCCGGAACGCUCCCGUCAAACCGGACGUGGACGCUGACUUCAGUAUCACGUGUUCCGCCCACGCCAGGAUGAAUCUCACCGUCAGGACCAAAUCUGAUCCUGAGAGGACGUUAUUCAGUGACGUCAAUUGCACCAAUUUUAGAUACAAUCCGCUCGCCCUCAGGUUCGCCAAGUCCGAGCACGCCUUCGGUGUGGAGGACAACGUGACGCUGACGACGUUUUUCGUGUACGUGUACGACUUCCGGCCGCCGCUCUGGAUACAGAUCUCCUUCUCUCAGUACCCGAAACUCAACUUGCAGCAGUUCUUCAUCACGUUCUCGUCGUGCUUCUUGAUGCUGCUGUUGGUCGCUGCGGCACUGUGGAAGAUGAAACAGAAGUACGACCUGUACCGCCGCCGCCAGCGCCUGUUCGUUGAGAUGGAACAAAUGGCGUCCCGACCCUUUAGCACAGUGAGCAUAGAGCUGGAGCGGGGAGGGGGCGAGGGCGGAGUCCCGGCCCCUGUGGCGUUGGAGCCGUGCCGCUGGGGUCGGGCGGCCGUGCUGUCCCUGGUGGUGCGUCUGCCGCAGGGCGGGGCGGGUCGAGCGCCCCCUCAGGGCGGACUCGCUCUCGCCUCGGCCCUCGUCACCCUCGGCCACGCUCACCACCACGACAGACUGAGGCAGCAAUGUAAAUAGGAUCCGGACCUGCGAGCAGCGCUCGGGGCCUCGCCGGACCCCAGGUGGGGCGGGCGGUGAGAGACGAGUCCCGACCGGCUCACGGCCCGCGACGUACGCGCUUCGUUCAGUGUCCGCAAAGCGCUUCCUCUACAACAUUGAUUCGUAUCGGCUAGGAAUUUUUCUGUUUGACUAUUAUUAAGAUUAAAAAGAUAAAAAAACGAAUGAAUCUAACCAUACGUUAGACAUGACUUCCGGCGCAGAGGUCGCCGGACGCGGUUAUGCCAAGCGAUUGUUCUGCGGACAUUUCCAUCGGCAUAUUAUUGAACGAAGUCCCCUCAUCUUCCGCUGAAGUCCUUCAUCUCUCGCCAUGGACCUCACUGCCUCCUGUCCUCGGAGCUCGCUGCCGGUUUCCAGCCUCAGCCCACGGCCGGACACGCGUCACAACGACCUGUAUAUUGUGUAAAGUGAUAUUUUUCUUACGACGCAUGUAUAUCGUGUAUAAAACGUAUCGUGAAGGCAUUUAGAGGUGUUGUGUACAGUUAGAUAUAAUUUUAUCUACAUUUUAUUAAUUUUACAAAAUUUACUCAAUAUAUAACUUCAAAAACGCUUAGGACAGACAAAGUCACAUCACAAACUAACUUAUAUAUAUAAUCCUAAACCCCCUCCCCGCCCUGACGGUAUCACAACACCAAGUUAUUUAUAUUGUAAAGUGCUAGUUCCGUAGCGGGGAUUCCCUUAACGUUAUUAUAAUUUUACUAAUCAUAUAAUCUGAUCUUCUGCCGUUCAAAGGCUCCUCGUGUUAAGUUCAUGUAGCCUGUAGCCGGCCGACAUUUUAUCUCUAAGUUAUAAUGUAUUUCUAUAUCGGAAAGUAUUUGGUUUACGUUCUUGUACGUCGUAUUUACGUGAUAUUUUUUUUAUCGUAUUUAUUACAUCACAACACGUUGUUGCUAUCAUUAAUCUCUUGUAGUCGUUUAUUUUUAAUGUAUUAGUUGUUAGUAUCGAUACAAGCAAUUAACCAGCAAUGUAUUUUCCCUGCCGAGGUGCCAAAAAACUUGUAUUUCUCACAAUGAUAUUAUUUUUUUUAAUUAAUUUUGACUUCAAAACGGAAUCUUUUUAAAGAGUCCUAGUCAUGAUAUAUAUAUUUUUUAUUUUUUGUGUGUGUUGUUUUUGUAUACGUUUCGCUAGUCUACCUCACGAAAGCAAUCAUGUCUGUCGUUCUGUCAGUAUGUCUUAUUAUUUUUAUUUUCUAUAUAUAAAUGUAAAGAACAAUUAACCAAUCACUAUUAUAUAAUAAGAUAUAUAUAGAAUAAAAUAUCAAAAGUUAUCGUAAUUUUUUAUGUCCAUGAUUAAUUUCAAUGAUUUUUUUUUAAUUGUAAUUGUGAACUGGCAACACUGUGUGGGUUUAACUGUCAUUGUGAACACGUGCCGCUUACUUCGUAUUCGCGAGACACAGGUUUUUAUUGAAAUGUGUAUUAUUUGAGCUUUCUAGGAAGUGGAGUGUAUUUUUUUUUGUAUCCAACGCGUAGAGUCUCAGACUGGGAUGUGCGAGUGCCGUGGAAAUGUAAAAAUAACUAUUUAAGUAUAGUUUUUAAGCGAGAAGUGAAGCGUACCUUGUAAAUAUCCUGAUAUAAAUUAUUGUAUUUCAUAAUAAAAUUAACUGAUCACGU
Messenger RNA from Danaus plexippus (monarch butterfly), 5518 nucleotides. It is a transcript of the gene dsd, whose product is annotated as attractin. Lineage: Eukaryota; Metazoa; Arthropoda; Insecta; Lepidoptera; Nymphalidae. Gene Ontology annotation, molecular function: protein binding. Gene Ontology annotation, cellular component: Golgi apparatus. The transcript has 26 exons. The record is from RefSeq and is a predicted model, not a curated record. The coding region runs from base 96 to 3869 and encodes 1257 amino acids.